GCGGACCCGCCCAGGAGAGCGCGGGAGGCGGGGCGGUGCCCCCACCGUGGGCCCACGGCGCCCUCUGCCGGCCGCGAGCGGACACAGGCCGGUAGCCUCACCCUCCUUCUCCUCCCUCUGCCCGCCGUCCUCUGGCCACGCUUUCCGUGGCUGGAGUUCCCGGGUCUCUCCCAGCCUCCGUCUCUCCCCUCCCUCCGCGCCACUCCCAGGCCCAGCGUGUCGGUGUCCUCGCGGGAAAACUGCCCCUGAAGUUUUCCUCUUCUCGCUCCCAGGUGCCCCGCCCCGCCGCCAGUAUCGCGAGAGCUGGCGGCGCGGCCACCAUGGCGGCGGCGGCGGCUUGGGAAGCCCGGGUGGCCGGAGCGGCGGCGGCGCUGGCUGUGCCGGCGGAGCGGGCGGCCACGCCGGGCUCUGGCCCGGAGCCGACCCCGGCGCCCGCGAGGGGCUUGCGGACGGCCCACGACGUGGGCGGCCCGCGGCCCCGCACGGGGGACGUGCUGCUGGCGGAGCCGGCGGACUUCGAGUCGCUGCUGCUGUCGCGGCCGGUGCUGGAGGGGCUGCGGGCGGCCGGCUUCGAGAGGCCCUCGCCGGUGCAGCUCAAGGCCAUCCCGCUGGGGCGCUGCGGGCUCGAUUUAAUUGUUCAAGCCAAAUCUGGCACUGGGAAGACCUGUGUGUUCUCCACCAUUGCUCUGGAUUCUCUGGUCCUCGAAAACUUAAGCACCCAGAUUUUGAUCUUGGCUCCUACAAGAGAAAUUGCUGUACAGAUACACUCUGUUAUCACAGCCAUUGGAAUAAAAAUGGAAAGUUUAGAGUGUCAUGUCUUUAUUGGAGGCACCCCAUUAUCACAAGAUAAAACCAGACUUAAGAAAUGUCAUAUUGCUGUUGGAUCUCCUGGCAGAAUUAAACAACUCAUAGAGCUUGACUACUUGAACCCAGGCAGUAUACGUCUUUUUAUUCUUGAUGAAGCAGAUAAGCUUUUAGAAGAAGGCAGCUUCCAGGAGCAAAUAAAUUGGAUUUAUUCUUCCUUGCCUGCCAGUAAGCAGAUGUUGGCAGUAUCAGCUACUUACCCUGAAUUUUUGGCUAAUGCUUUGACAAAGUACAUGAGGGAUCCUACUUUUGUAAGACUGAAUUCCAGUGAUCCAAGUCUCAUAGGUUUGAAGCAGUAUUACAAAGUUGUCAGUUCAUACCCUUUGGCACAUAAGAUUUUUGAGGAAAAAGCUCAGCAUUUACAGGAACUGUUCAGCAGAAUUCCAUUUAAUCAAGCUUUAGUCUUUUCUAAUUUGCACAGCAGGGCACAACAUUUGGCUGAUGUCCUUUCAUCUAAAGGCUUUCCUGCUGAGUGCAUUUCAGGUAACAUGAAUCAGAAUCAACGUCUUGAUGCUAUGGCCAAACUGAAGCAGUUUCAUUGUAGAGUCCUCAUUUCCACAGAUUUGACGUCCCGUGGGAUUGACGCUGAGAAGGUGAAUCUGGUUGUAAAUCUGGAUGUACCAUUGGACUGGGAGACAUAUAUGCAUCGGAUUGGCAGAGCUGGCCGUUUUGGAACAUUGGGACUGACGGUGACCUACUGUUGCCGAGGAGAGGAAGAAAAUAUGAUGAUGAAAAUUGCCCAGAAAUGUAAUAUCAACCUUCUCUCAUUACCAGAUCCCAUUCCUCCUGGUCUGAUGGAAGAAUGUUGGACCUGGGAUGUGGAGGUUAAAGCUGCUGUGCAUUCAUGUGGCUUAGCAGGUGUCCCUACCCAGCCCCUCAAAAAGCAAGUUCAAAAAACAGAGAAACCCUUUCAACCUCAGAAAGCUCAUGGUAACCAUACAGCUUCCUCUAGAAAUAAUUCUGUCUCUGCACUCUCAGUCAAGUCAAAAAAUAAUACCAAGCAAAAGCUUCCUGUGAAAAGCCACUCAGAAUGUGCAGUCCUAGAAAAAGCAUCGUCACCAGAAGAGCUGGGCUGUGCUAUACAAGCCGAAGAACAAGUGAAACAUUCCGUUCAGACCCCUGUUGAAAACUCUACCAGCAGUCAGCACCAGGUCAAAGAAACCUUGCCUGCGCACCUCCCCAAAAUUCCUUGUUUGUCUUCUUUUAAAAUCCAUCAGCCGGGCACUUUUACAUUCGCAGAGUUGGUAGAGGAUUAUGAACAUUAUGUUAAAGAGGGGCUGGAGAAACCUGUGGAAAUCAUCAGGCACUACACGGGCCCUGGAGGCCAGCCUGGGAAUCCUCAAAAUGGUUUUGUGAGAAAUAGAGUCACUGAAGACAGAGUCCAGAUACUGGCAAGUAGUAGCCAGUCUGGAGACUCUGAGAGUGACAGUGAUUCUUAUAGCUCAAGGACUUCUUCUCAGAGCAAAGGAAAUAAGUCAAACAUGGAAGGCUCUUCUGACACUCAGCUGAAAGACUCUAAAUCUUCUCUUGUAAAUGGCCAUAUCUCUUUGGAACAAACUCUGAAUGAAAAUGACACCCCCAACCUAGAGGACUAUCAAGAAUCACCUGAAACCCAGAUGAAGGCAAGGCAUAAAGAUGGGGCCAGCCACAGAGCUAAGCAGAGCCGGAGACGUCCGCCCAGGCGGUCUUCCCAUCGACUGCAGACAGAACGCCAGGAAGAUGGCUGGUAUGAGGGUCACAGGGAAACACUUCCAAGUUUCUCUGAUACCUAUCAGGAUUAUGAGGAGUACUGGAGAGCUUACUACAGGGCGUGGCAAGAAUAUUAUGCCGCUGCUUCUCAGUCAUAUUACUGGAAUGCUCAGAGACAUCCUAGUUGGAUGGUGGCCUAUCACAUGAAUACCAUUUAUCUACAAGAAAUGAUGCGUGGGAACCAGUGACUGUAGGAUAUGCCUGAGGCCAUCAGGAACUGUCCACAAGUGACAUCUUUGGAUAUCUGUUCUUGACCUGCAGUACAGUGGCAUAUAGUGGCAUUUUUGAAGAGCUUGGAAAGACUUGAGACUUUCCACUGGGACACAUCUAUUUUUCAGAUUGUUUUGAUGUAGGCCAGGUAUGUCAUCUUCGUUUUUAAGAAUUUUUAAAGAAAAUCAGAUUCUUGAAAGAGAAUUUGGGGGACAGAGCUGAAGUUCCCAGGGUGCCAUUUUCUAUAAGCUCUUCCCAAAGAAACAUUUAUACCACUGAUAUAUAUACCACUGCUUACUUAACAAAUAAAAACAGUUGAGAUUUGAAAAUGUUAGUUUGCUGUGGAGUUCUUUACAAAAAGCUUGGGUUGUGUUUCUGUAGAGGUGCAUUCUUGCAGAAGUUUGUAGCAUGAUAGAUGAGAAAAUCCUACUUUCUUUUAGGUUUAGGCAGGAAGGAAUAUUUGAACAUUGCUUUAGAUUUUCCCAAAGCUACUUGAUUUGAUGCUGUUGGAGUCAGUAAAAAUAUUUGUUUCUGGUAAAAACAAA
Molecule: messenger RNA, 3368 nt
Organism: Carlito syrichta (Philippine tarsier)
Lineage: Eukaryota; Metazoa; Chordata; Mammalia; Primates; Tarsiidae
Gene: DDX20
Product: DEAD-box helicase 20
Exons: 11
Coding region: 321-2801 (826 amino acids)
Biological process (GO): spliceosomal snRNP assembly
Cellular component (GO): SMN complex
Molecular function (GO): RNA binding; RNA helicase activity; ATP binding
Source: RefSeq, a predicted model, not a curated record